Molecule: messenger RNA, 661 nt
Organism: Vigna umbellata (rice bean)
Lineage: Eukaryota; Viridiplantae; Streptophyta; Magnoliopsida; Fabales; Fabaceae
Source: RefSeq, a predicted model, not a curated record
UAUGGCUCAGUUGCUGCAGAAAACAAGAAAGGAUUUUUGUCUGUUUUGGACAAGAAAGAUGGAUAUUCAUUUCUCUACCCUUUUGGGUGGCAGGAAGUAGUAAUUGAAGGUCAAGAUAAGGUGUUCAAGGAUGUCAUUGAACCACUGGAGAAUGUCAGUGUAAAUAUGAUACCAACUGGCAAACAGGAUAUUACAGAAUUUGGGUCUCCUCAAGAGGUCGCUGAAACUCUGAUAAAAAAGGUUUUGGCCCCUUCAAACCAGAAAACCAAGAUAAUAGAAGCAAAAGAGCAAGAUGUUGAAGGAAAAAAGUACUAUCAGUUUGAGUUCAUCGCUAAGGCUCCAAACUAUACUCGUCAUGCUCUCAGCACUGUCUCCAUUGGCAAUGGUAAGUUUUACACCUUGACAACGGGAGCAAACGAGAGAAGAUGGGAAAAGAUGAAAGAGAGGCUGCAGACUGUCAUAGAGUCAUUCAAAAUUUUCGAUGUUUGAAAAAUGAUCACAAUUGUUACCACAUUAUUAGAGAUAUUAAACUCUUGAGCGAGAAUGUUUAUUUGAGCUUUAUAGUCCCAAGUUUAAUCAAUGUUUGCUUUUAUGAUAGCUUUCUCCAAAUACAUGUACAAUAAACCAGUAAUUCUAAUGGAUACAGCCAAAUUUCUAGCAA